Sorghum bicolor (sorghum) is the source of this 5238-nucleotide messenger RNA. RefSeq lists its product as uncharacterized. Bases 3262 to 5181 code for a protein of 639 amino acids. The transcript is spliced from 6 exons. NCBI's taxonomy places the organism in Eukaryota, Viridiplantae, Streptophyta, Magnoliopsida, Poales, Poaceae. The record is from RefSeq and is a predicted model, not a curated record.
AAAAUUCUUUAUAAACAUUUAAUUUAAUUUUCUGAUGCAGCUAGCUGCUUGGAAUAAUAAUAUUCCUUUUCUAUGAAAAAAAAAUAUUAUGUGAUUUUCUCGGGUUUCUCUAGUUUCUUGCCGGUGUCCAUUUGAAGCACCAAACUUCGAACUGGGCCUUUGCACUGCCAGCUCUGUGGGCCUUCUUUCUUUCCCCGCCAUCGAAGUGGCCUCGACCCAGAAAAAAAACAGGACAAUUGGCCCAUCAAGAGUAACAGUUUCGGCCCAUAAAGAGUAACAGUUUCGGCCCACUGAAACAGCCCAGCAACUGUCGCCGUCGUUCCCGUUCGUUCCCCUCUCGCUCGCUCGAUUCACACUCCCUCACCUCUCCGGAAGCUGCAUCUCGCUGGCCGGCGACUGCCGUGCCUCCUGUUGACCUGUUCCCAUCCUUGCGGCUUCUCUUCCUUGGCCUCGAUCUGGCGCCCGAGAUGGAGGCCGCGGAAGGGAGCGCGACGGCGAGCUCGACUGAUUCAGCGACUUGUCCGGCCAGCACCGCGGCCUUCUCCUCCUGGCUUCGUUCUCCAGUCUCCACAGUAAGCUGAUUCGAAUCAAAGCAGUGCCUAGUUCAGUCGAUUGCAACAGCCAACACUGUGAAUGAAACGAGGAGUGCUCAUGCAGAUCUUGUAGUCGCCAGAGAAUGAAUGAAGCUCCCUUUUUUAGUUUCCAGAUGUGAAGAUUUUGCUAGGGAUAAAAAAGAAACACCUAACCCUGUGGCGCAGAGUUGACCGACGUGAAUUGGAACUAAACAAGGCCGAGCAUCAUCAGAAGGAUAAAGUGCAGGGAAAAGGAGAUGCGGAUUCUUAUGGUGUGGCCAUCAUCCGUAUUCGACGACCCCCUUUAUUCCCCCCUGGGACUUGGACAGUUUAGGUAAGACAACGAUUGUGCUGAAGAUCAGUGGUGACUGGUGAGGACACCAGUGUCAUCAGGCAGCCCCACCCUUGGCCAUCAAGUAUCAACAGUAUGUAUUCCUUUCUCUGUAUAAUUAGGGCACUUCCAAUGCUAGUUUCUAUACCUAUUAAUUUUUAUAGACACUAUAUAUAGAAACUAUGGUCCCAAUGGAUAGUUUCUAUAGAAUAUUUUUUUAUCCCAAUGCAUAUGAAAUAUCUGGAAAAAAAACUCUUUUUUUAGUUAUGCUUAGAUCAUUGUGAUUCUAUUAGGCAUAAGCAAAUUGCUGUUUUAUACUAAGUAAAUAAAAGUAUUCUGAAGCAUUCCAUAAUAUCUGGACCGGGCAACCUGGGCGCAUUCCAUAACUCUCUGUUAGAUCAUCUUCUGUUCACUGUUGAAGUAUGCUCUAGAUCUUGGGCCUUUCCCUAUCUCCGAAGGUAAUUUUCCAUGACCUUUUGUGAUGCAACCUUAAGAUUUGUAAAUAGUUAUGGAGCUGUCAUGAUUUCAGCAGCCCAGCUAGAAAAAUGUGUACUACUGUGGCUAGCUAAACAGCAAUUAUCUGUGUGGUGCUUUUUAUGUAGAAGCGCAUUUUAACAUGAGAGGAAAUGCUCGGUCACUAUUUUGUACUUUCUUCUUCAAGCGUUAGGUUUUUUUUUUUUUUUUUUUUUUUUUUUUUUUUUUUUUUUUUGCAUCAAUGCCAGCAUGCACAAAUAAGCUAAACUCCGGCAACCUUCCACUGAAGUAGUGAUGUCUUGAGUUCAGGUCUUGUGGGGUCAAAUGCACAACUGUAGGUUGAUUAUAGUGCAACACUAACACUAGAAAUAGAAGCAUGAUACAGUAAGGAUUCAUCCAAAAAGUAGUUUAGCAGUUACAUUACAAUCGGUUUAUGUGUAGGGUUUGUAGUUAGUACAAAAUAACAAUUCUAGAUACAAAUGUCCAAUGACUACUUGUAGUAAUGAAAUUUUAGAUGUGAAAACCAAUUCCCCAUUAGUUUCAUAGAAUUUGAAAUUUUGCCAAAAUAAGUGUUGUUUUCAUCUAAACGACAUAUGAUUGCAGUACAUUGAACACCAUGUAUAUUUUCAAAAACAGAACACAUGAUCCAGUAAAGAGUCGUCCAAAAAAUGGUUUAGCAGUUACAUUACAAUCAACUCAAAUUAGAAUGCUCUAUGAUUUUUGUUAACGCUGCGUAUGUGGAGGUUGUAAUUUUAGAAAAUUUCUUCUGAGUACUUGUAGUUAGUUCAAAACAGUAGUUUUAUAUACAUGUAUUCAAUGUGUACUUCUAGUUAUGGAAUUUUCGAUGCAUACGGUGAUCGGCAUCUUUACUAUACCAAAAGCACUUUUUGUCACCCCCCAUGAGUGUCAAGAAGUUGAAAAAUUGUCAAACUAUUUGUUGCUUUAACCUACACAACCAUAUUAUGAUUAUAGUACACUGACUGAACACUACAAGUGUGAUGUAUUUUAGACAGGGUUUUGAAAGACAACGCUGAGUCACCAUUUGAGUUUGCUCCUAAAGCAUAAAAAUUGUAUUUUAGCACCAAUGCCAGCAUAAAAUUUUUUAAAAAAAAUGUCACAAACGAAAGGUGUAUUUCUGAAUCCCCUUGGUGUACUUUAGUUGAGAAGUUCUGCGAUUGAUAAGAUAAGUUCGUUCGGCUUGAUUUACUGCAGUUAUUAGACCAUACAGGUGAAUACCUAGGCAUAUCUUCCAACUUUUGAACUGAUUGUUGAAACUCUAGGUGAAUUGGUGAUGAAUGAAAAAAUGCUUUGGAUACAGUAAUGACGGGUAACCAAUUGCUGCUGGAUCGAUAAAACUGAUGCUUUAGGUUGAUGAUGAUUGUGACGACUGCUGAGUGCUGAGCCUUGGGGAUACGGCCCAGCCCAAUAACAGGGGCAUAUCCUAUCCCCGACGCCACGCCCUAACCUGGACAUCCCCUGCUCGCUCGCGUCGCGCCGUCGCACUCGCAUCCCGCGCGGCUGCGCCUCCCCUGCUCGCUGCCCGCCGGCCACCGCGACGAGCCUCCGCCUCCGCUCGCUGGCCACCGGCGACGCGCCUCCGCCUCCGCUGCCGGCCACCGGCGACGAGUCUUAUCCCCGCUCGCCGGCCACCGCGACGAGCCUCCGCCUCCGCUCGCCGGCCACCGGCGACGAGGCUCCAUCCCUGCGACGUGGAUCCGGGGAACUCCUGUGAGUUCACUCCCUUCUCUGUUCUCAAUCUCCUCUUCCCGUGAGUUCAUCCCCUUCUUCAGUUGUUCCUCAUCUUGUGGUUCCAGUGACGAAUUUCUUUGCCCCCUCGAUAUGCAGUUAGUGAGUUCUUGUUGCUUGUAUUCUUGUAUGCAGUAGAUGGCAUCUCCAAAUAUGAGCAACGCUAGUGCAAGUGCUAGUCAUAGCAUAGGAUCUGCAGCCACAAAUACAACAGACAUCAAGGCUCCACUUUGGGAUCAUGUCACCAUUCUGGAGAAGCCUAGAACUGGUGGAGGGAAUGCUAUGUGGCGCUGCAAGUACUGUCCAAUGCAAAAACUGAGUAGUUACACUAGAGUUGAAGCUCAUUUGCUGCAGAAGGGAGGAAAGGGAAUAGGUAAAUGUCCUAAUGUUACAUAUGAAAUGCUUAGUGAAAUGAGGAAGGAAAUUGAAAGGUGCAAGAAUCUAGUGGAAAGAUCCAAGUCAAGAACUGUUUCUUUGCCUACUGCUCCUUCCUCAAGCAAUACUGACGGCAACAAGAGAAACAAGACAGGGCCUGUUUCUGCAUUGGAAAAGGCUUGGGCUUUGGAAGACCGUAAGCACUUGGAUGCUUUAAUCAGUAGAGCAAUUUAUUCUGGAGGGGUAUCGUUCAAUUUUCUGAGAAAUCCAUAUCUUCGAGAAGCCUUUACCUUUGCUUGCAGCCGCAACAUGCAAGGUUAUGUGAUUCCUGGUUACAACAGAGUUAGAGAGGGACUUUUGAAGCAAGAAAGGAGGCACAUAGAGACUUUGGAGAGCACAAAGAGCACAUGGGCAGAGAAGGGAGUCACAAUCUGCUCUGAUGGUUGGUCUGAUCCUCAGAGGCGACCAAUCAUUAAUUUUGUUGCUGUUUCUGACAAGUCACCUAUGUUCUUGAGGGCUGAUAAUUGUGAAGGUGAUUACAAAUCCAAAGAAUACAUUGCAGAAAAGUUGAAGGGCAUAAUUGAAGAAGUAGGUCGACAUAAUGUAGUUCAAAUCAUUACAGACAAUGCUGCAAAUUGCAAAGGUGCUGGUCUCAUAAUAGAAUCUGAGUAUGAUAACAUAUUUUGGACACCAUGUGUUGUGCACACCCUCAAUCUUGCUUUGAAAAGUAUAUGUGAACCUAAAAUAGGAAACAAUCCUUCUGAUGAAGAAUUAUUUACUUGGGGGCAACUUGAAUUUAUACAUGAUGUUAAAACUGAGGCUGCUAUGAUAAAGAAUUUCAUUAUGAAUCAUGGCAUGCGGCUUUCAAUGUUCAAUGAGUUCGGCCGUUUGAAGUUACUUUCUAUUGCUGAAACAAGAUUUGCCUCUGUUGUAUGUAUGUUGAAGCGGUUUGUUGAGGUAAAAUCAGCCCUUCAACAAAUGGUGAUUAGUGACAAAUGGAGUGUGUACAGAGAAGUCAGAGAUGAUUCUCCAACUCCAACAGCCCAAAUUGUCAAGGACUUGAUACUUAAUGAUGUAUGGUGGGACAAGGUGGACUACAUUCUUAAGAUCACUACUCCUAUAUAUGAAAUGAUUCGUUUGACAGACACCGACACACCAUGUCUUCACUUAGUUUAUGAGAUGUGGGAUUCAAUGAUAGAGAAAGUGAAGAAAGUCAUAUAUCGAUAUGAGGGAAAGCAAGAAGAUGAGCAAUCAGACUUGUACUCGGUUAUUUAUGACAUAUUGAUUGCUAGGUGGACAAAUGGAAAUAAUCCACUUCAUUGUUUAGCUCAUUCACUUAAUCCAAGAUAUUAUAGCAAAAAGUGGCUUGAAGAAGGUCCAGGCCGUGAACCACCCCACAAGGAUAAAGAGGUAUCAAAAAUGAGGAUGGUUUGCUUCAAGAAGUUCUUUCCCAUGUCAGAUGAAUUGGCUAAAGUAAAAGACUCAAGGUUCUCUAGUUGUUCAGAAGAAUUUAAUGAUCCUGAUUCAAUCCAUGAUAGAUGGGCUGUUUCCCCUAUGACUUGGUGGACAAAUCAUGGACAGUCUGCUCCCCAAUUGAUGAGUUUGGCCAUGAAAUUGCUUAGUGAAGCGCCCCUGGUAAACCAGGAACUCAAAUGUGAUACAAUACUAGUCCCAGGAGGCUAGUAACACAUUUAUUACAUCAGAUAAGUUUCAGCGCAGUAGUCUUGGAAAGCGUGGACA